Molecule: messenger RNA, 1383 nt
Organism: Didymodactylos carnosus
Lineage: Eukaryota; Metazoa; Rotifera; Eurotatoria; Philodinida; Philodinidae
Source: the annotation of a GenBank genome assembly
AUGACUGCACCUGGACUGAAUAUUGUUGAUCCAUUUUUACAAAAACCGUCAAUUACUAGAACACGAAAAAAGCGUUUACAAGAAUCAGCUCGUUUUGGAUACAAAAUAUCUAAAGAAUUAGAAGCAUUACCAUCAUUAAAAGAAACACUGUCUGAUCAACAAGAAAAACUUUUUAUUCAAAAAUUAAAACAGUGUUGUGUUAUAUUUGAUUUUUGUGAUGCAGUGGGCGAUUUAAAAAGUAAAGAAAUAAAACGAGCUUCAUUAAACGAAUUGGUUGACUAUAUUACGGUAACCCGAAAUUGUAUAACAGAACAAGUUUAUCCUGAAAUAGUUAAUAUGAUUUCUAUUAAUUUAUUCCGAGUAUUGCCGCCAAUCAAUGACGGUGUAUCAGACACGGAUGUUGCUGAAGAAGAUGAACCGACUCUGGAAGCAUCAUGGCCACACGCACAAAUUGUCUAUGAAUUUUUUCUACGGUUUCUUGAGUCUCUUGAUUUUCAACCAAAUAUUGCCAAAAAGUAUAUUGAUCAAAAAUUUGUAUUACAAAUACUUGAACUAUUUGAUAGCGAGGAUCCACGUGAACGUGAUUUUUUAAAAACAAUUCUUCAUCGUAUCUAUGGAAAAUUCCUUGGCUUAAGAGCAUUUAUACGCAAACAAAUUAAUAAUAUAUUUCUUAGGUAUAUUUAUGAAUUUGAAAGAUUUAAUGGCGUAGCUGAACUACUUGAAAUUCUUGGCAGUAUUAUUAAUGGAUUUGCAGUACCUCUUAAAGAUGAACAUAAACAUUUUUUGAUCAAAGUAUUAGUGCCGUUACAUAAAUCUCAUAAUCUUCAGUUUUUUCAUCCACAGUUAGCGUAUUGUGUUGUACAGUUUAUUGAAAAAGAUUUAUCUUUAAGUGAACCAAUUAUACGAGGCUUGUUAAAAUUUUGGCCAAAGACGUGUAGUACAAAAGAAGUUUUAUUUUUGAAUGAAUUAGAAGAAAUUUUAGAUAUAAUCGAUCCACAAGAAUUUAAAAAGAUUAUUGGACCAUUAUUUAGACAGAUAUCACGAUCUGCAGCUAGUUCACAUUUUCAAGUGGCUGAACGUUCAUUAGCAUUUUGGCAUAAUGAAUAUGUUAUACAAUUAGUCGAAGAUAAUUUAGAACAAAUUCUACCAAUUAUUCUACCAAACUUAUGUCGAAUAUCAAAAACCCAUUGGAAUGCAAAUAUUGUUCAACUCGUUUAUAAUGUGUUAAAAUCAUUUAUGGAUCUUAACAAUAAAUUAUGUAAUGAUAUAUUGAACAGUCUGAAAAACGAUGAACAAAAACUAGCAGAAAAAGAACAAGCACAUAGUGCCUUAUGGCAACGAUUAGAAGAAUUAAAUAUUAAUAAACAACAUGAUAUUGAAUGA